UGUUGGCUGAACCUGCCGAUAGAUGUUAUAGGACUUAAUGCGACGUCAAAGCCAGGACGCCCCAGUGAACUUGGACAGGUAGCUCUUCAUUGUAUCCCCAAUAUGGCUUCUUCCGGAUACCCUGAUAACUGGUAUGACCACCCCAUGUAUGCCCGUUACUGGCAACACUACCACCAGGCAAUGAGCUGGUACCAGAAGCAUCAGCAAGCAUACAACAAAGCCAUGGCGGCUGCCUACGGGCCCAUGAUGUUCCCUGCCCACCACAUGAACUUUCCCACCCACCUUGCCAGCCGGCAGCGCAAGGUGGGUGGGGGCUCGAAGGAACCCGAGCAGGGCGUCAGAAGCCGCUCUGGCAGUGAGAAGGAAGAGGAGGACUCUUCCGGGGAGUCGGGGAGCGAGAUCGAGUGUGACGUCACAAACAUGGAGAUAUCGCAGGAGCUGCGCGAGUUCUUCGCCCAGACUGAGCGGCAUAGAGAGGAGUUGAAGAAGCAGCAAGAAGAGGAGGCUGUCCGUCACGAGGCCUACGUCGCGGCCGACCAGGACCUGCACGAGGCCCGGCAGACGGACAAGCGCAGCAAGGCGCCGCCGCUGGAGAGACCCGGGGAGCGCAGGAACGCGGAGAUGAAGAGGCUGUACGGCGAGAACGCCCCCCGCAUCCAGGCCAUGGAGACCGCCAUGCAGCUCAACUUCGACCGCAACUGCGACCGCCUGCAGCCCAAAUACUGGCCCGUCAUACCGCUCAAACUGUGAGGUUGUCUGGCCAGUUGACACACUGCCAAUCUAAACGGACUUGUUUUCAGUUUUCGCGCACUAUUUUUUUGUACUGAAUGAAUGUGUUUUGUACUGAACUUUUUUUAUGAACUUGUUUGCGAAAUGUGAAUAAAUGUCAUUUCUGGUCAUGUUCUAAGGUUAUGUGUUUUGCUGUGGUCCACAACCGUAUGAAUAUUAAUAAAUUGCAUUAUUAUCCAGCACAAGGUCUAGGUUAUAAUUACUCAUGAAGCUGAAGCUGGGCGGAAAUACACCAGGUUCUGGCGAGAGUCAGGUUAACUGCCGCUGCACACAGAAACCAUGCCCUCAUGCCAACAUUUGACGAUUAGGAUUAAGGGAAUGAAGAGGUUUAGAUGACCCCGUCAACAUGACAUGUGACAGGUAUUCCCAAGGCAUCAACUAUUGAGACCUGGUCGAGUGGCAUUGAAGAAUGAUGCCAGGGUUAUG
Messenger RNA from Engraulis encrasicolus (European anchovy), 1215 nucleotides. RefSeq names its product gem (nuclear organelle) associated protein 8 (gene gemin8). The transcript is spliced from 4 exons. Lineage: Eukaryota; Metazoa; Chordata; Actinopteri; Clupeiformes; Engraulidae. Gene Ontology annotation, cellular component: SMN complex. The record is from RefSeq and is a predicted model, not a curated record. The coding region runs from base 103 to 750 and encodes 215 amino acids. Gene Ontology annotation, biological process: spliceosomal snRNP assembly.